This is a messenger RNA of Epinephelus lanceolatus (giant grouper), 2918 nucleotides long. RefSeq names its product growth differentiation factor 6a (gene gdf6a). Gene Ontology annotation, cellular component: extracellular region. Lineage: Eukaryota; Metazoa; Chordata; Actinopteri; Perciformes; Serranidae. Gene Ontology annotation, molecular function: growth factor activity; cytokine activity. The record is from RefSeq and is a predicted model, not a curated record. Gene Ontology annotation, biological process: BMP signaling pathway.
AGCGCAAAACGCAUUUCUUCUGGUGCGACCGGAGGGCGCAAAAGUAGCAGUUCUCCGACCCUGACGCACACCAUCUCCGACUCCGGCGGCCCCCCGAAUCCAACUUCACUGAGCGGGAAAUAAAGAGUUUCUAAAGAUCUCCCGGUGACUCUUCCAACCAUGGACGCAUCUCGACUCGUAACGCUAUAUCUGGGCCUGCUCCUUGUUUUCCUUGGGAAUAUACCGUGUUUCCAGUCUGCUGCUAUCAUCUCUCCCUCUGCGCCGAGGAGAAACAAGGGAGCCCGGAUCUCUCAUCGGGACGGACAAAGGUCAUCCAAAAUCCUAAAAGACAUCUUCGCGUCUUCGCAUCCUAUUGUGGGCCAUCACAAAGAAGACCCAAAGGACGCUAUUGUGCCGCAUGAAUACAUGCUCUCUAUAUACAGGACAUACUCGGCUGCAGAGAAGCUCGGACUAAACGCAAGCUUUUUCCGCUCCUCUAAAUCUGCCAACACCAUAACAAGUUUUGUGGACAGAGGAACAGACGAUCUUUUGCACUCUCCUCUGCGAAGACAAAAGUAUCUGUUUGAUGUCUCAACCCUUUCAGACAAAGAGGAGCUGGUCGGGGCGGAAUUAAGGAUAUUUAGGAGAGCGCCCGGGGAUUUGCAGACUUCCCUGCAGACGACGGGCCUCUACGACAUCCAGCUCUACCCAUGCCGCUCGGACAGACUGCUGGACUCUCGGUCCCUGGACCCGCUGGACUCCACCAAGCCGGGCUGGGAGGUUCUGGACGCGUGGGAAAUGUUUAAAGCACACCAGCAUCAUUAUCACCACCCCCAUCACCAUCAUCACUAUCAGCAGGGGAACCAGCUCUGCUUCCAGCUCCGCGUCACUCUCCGCAAAUCAAACACCGAGGUGGACCUGAGGCAGCUGGGGCUGGACAGGAGCGGCCGGUCCCAGCAGGAGAAGGCCAUCCUGGUGGCCUACACGCGCUCCAAGAAGAGGGAGAACCUGUUCAACGAGAUGAAGGAGAAGAUCAAGUCGCGGAGGUCGGUGGGUGAGAAGGAGGAGGCGGUGAUGGUGGUGAAGGCGGCGGAGGAGGAGGGGUUGUCGCUGAGGGGGGUGAAAGGAGAGGGGCCUCGGCGGCGGCGGAGGACGGCGCUGAGCAACCGGCACGGGAAGAGGCACGGGAAGAAAUCCAAAUCCAGGUGCAGCAAAAAGGCGCUGCACGUGAAUUUCAAAGAGCUGGGCUGGGACGAUUGGAUCAUCGCGCCUCUGGAUUACGAGGCGUACCACUGCGAGGGGGUGUGUGACUUCCCCCUGAGGUCGCACCUCGAGCCGACCAACCACGCCAUCAUACAGACGCUCAUGAACUCCAUGGACCCCAACAGCACCCCGCCCAGCUGCUGCGUCCCCACCAAACUCAGCCCCAUCAGCAUCCUGUACAUAGACUCAGGCAAUAACGUGGUGUACAAACAGUACGAGGACAUGGUGGUGGAGCAGUGUGGGUGCAGGUAGCGGUCCUUAUUCAGAGAGAAAAACUUUAAAAGACAGAAAAAUCAAAGAUAGGUCUUGAUGGGUCCCAUGCAGGUUGAAGAGUCCUCACAGGUCUGAAAUGCUUUGACGCAUGACGCGCUUUGUCUUUAUUCAAAAGGGAUGCACACUAAAGGCGAUAUCUGCUAUUUAUUCAGACUCAGUACAGUCACAGUAAUUCACACUCUCUGCCUUAACGUGUUACGCCUUCAUUCCCAUCCACGCAACAAGUGAUCACUCAUCAAACAGGCUUUUGUUUCCCGGAGAGUGAGACGUGUCCAUAUGGCACAAGGGAUGGGUACAAGGCGAGAUGGGGAGCCUAUUGAGACCGACUGUGCACCUGUUCGUGCCGAGGCCAGAGGACAGUGGGCUUUGCCUGUCAGCGCUUUGUUGUCAGCUCUGCCGUGUGAUCCUGCCAGCCAGGCCGGACUCUUUUGGGUAUGUGCAUCCAGGCCGUAAUUGCCACUGUCCAGCUGGAGUCAUUACAGGCCCGAGCAAGUGCCUGUUUUCCAAAUAAAAGGGGGUGAAUGUCUAAUCUACCAAACACACACACACACACACACACACACACACACACAGACUGGUCUGAGGAGAGGAGAUAAGAUGGUUGGUGGUAAUGCCUUCAAGAGAUUUUUGCCUUACUGGAGACCAGUUGAAGAGGCGCUGGGAGAAGCGUCGUGCGCCUUUGCGGACAGAAAGGACACAAAACCAGACUUGUGCCUGACUGGGGCCCUGUUGUACAAAAAAAGCACACAUUACUGAGGCGAACUUUUUGCUCAAAAGUCUGCAUCUUUACGAAAUGCACUUCCACAACUGACUGCGCCAAGGACACGCGGUCAGCGAGAGAGUUUGUCUUCUCUGAUGAUGACGAAAAUAUAAGAAAGAAAAAAGACUCGCAAACGAGACGAUAUUUAAAUGCACAUUAGCUUUGAAUGCACUGCUGUUCAUUUUUUUUUUUUUUUUGAGUUGUAAAUAUUUGUACAGUCGAAAACUUUACAAAGUGCAACGAAUGAAGAAAUGAGAAAACGGCAUUUCUUUGUAAAUAUACAAAAUGCACUCAAAUCGGUAUAAUUUCUAUUCUAUAAUUAUUUUAUUAUUUGUGAUGUACAGAGUUUCAUGAUAAUCAUAUAUUUCUUACAUUGAUAAGAGUAAUUUAAGGUGUAUUCGAUAUUUGUCUUUUUGCAGAGGGUGGAAAAUACCAUUAUUAAUGUCUACCUCAUAAUUGCAUAUAGGAUUUGAGUUUUGAGGUGCAUUCAGUUAGAGUGUAAAGAGCUUUUACAAUGAUAUAUAAGAUCAUUUAUAUACAUAUAUUACUGGAUAAUAUUCCACACCAUUACUGUACAAAUAAAAUUCAAAACAAAGUCGACCAGUCUGGUACUUCUGAUGAUUAAUGUCACCCUUCCUGCAUU